UGGCAGACGUCUUGAUCAGGGAAGGAGGCACUCUGGAUCACAUGGAAUCUUCGUCCUCCAUCGAGGCGAAGCUGAGGAUGGAGGGGGUGGAGCUGAAAGAGGAGUGGCAAGACGAAGACUUUCCACGACCUCUACCGGAAGAUGACCACAUUGAAGAUCUGCCAGACGCUACAGGAAGAGGGGACCCUUCUGGCAAUGACAGCAAAGCUAAGAAGAAGCUGCUGGCCCCAAACAUAAGCCCAACUCUGGAUCUCAGUGAAGAAUCCAUUUUGUCGGAUGAGUUGGAUGAGAGCGGGGAGAUCGACCUGGAUGACCUAGACACGCCCUCGGAGAACAGUAACGAGUAUGAGUGGGAAGAUGAUCUUCCAAAACCCAAAUCGACCGAAGUGAUUAGGGAAGGGGAGCUUCCCGAAUACUCCGCAACCGAGGAGAAAGAGGAGGAGCGGCGUUGGCGUCUGUUCCGCAUCGGAGAGCAGUCUCACCGGGUAGACAUGAAGGCCAUCGAGCCCUACAAGAAAGUUAUCCGGCACGGAGGAUAUUACGGUGAUGGAUUAAAUGCGAUAGUUGUGUUCACCGUCUGCUUCUUGCCAGAAAGCAGUCAGCCAAACUACAAAUACUUAAUGGAUAAUCUAUUUAAGUUUGUGAUUGGAACGCUAGAGUUGCUAGUCGCCGAGAACUACAUGAUCGUUUACCUCAACGGUGCCACGACACGGAGGAGGAUGCCCAGCCUAGGCUGGCUCAGGAAGUGCUACCAACAGAUCGACAGGAGGCUGAAGAAAAACCUGAAAUCCUUAAUAAUCGUUCAUCCAUCCUGGUUUAUUAGGACACUUCUGGCAAUCACAAAACCUUUUAUUAGCUCAAAGUUCAGCCAAAAGAUCAGAUACGUCUUCACCCUGGCAGAGCUGGCGGAACUGGUCCCCAUAGAAUCUGUGGGCAUACCUGACUGCAUAAAACAGUAUGAAGAAGAAAAAUUUAAAAAGAAAGCCAAAAGAAUUGACCAAGAGCUUAACGGAAAACCGGAACAGAAGACCGAACAGUGAAAAUUUCU
Molecule: messenger RNA, 1048 nt
Organism: Euleptes europaea (tarantolino)
Lineage: Eukaryota; Metazoa; Chordata; Lepidosauria; Squamata; Sphaerodactylidae
Gene: BNIP2
Product: BCL2 interacting protein 2
Exons: 10
Coding region: 42-1040 (332 amino acids)
Biological process (GO): apoptotic process
Cellular component (GO): cytoplasm
Source: RefSeq, a predicted model, not a curated record